Mytilus californianus (California mussel) is the source of this 1471-nucleotide messenger RNA. Its product is annotated as protein sll1483-like. The coding region runs from base 190 to 1053 and encodes 287 amino acids. NCBI's taxonomy places the organism in Eukaryota, Metazoa, Mollusca, Bivalvia, Mytilida, Mytilidae. The transcript has 6 exons. The record is from RefSeq and is a predicted model, not a curated record. Gene Ontology annotation, biological process: cell adhesion; extracellular matrix organization. Gene Ontology annotation, cellular component: extracellular matrix. Gene Ontology annotation, molecular function: cell adhesion molecule binding.
ACUCGAAUUUAAUAAUAUGUGAAAAAUAAAGAGCUGAUUAUCAAGCUAAAGUAGAAAUGUGAAGGUUGCGCAACCUUGAUAAGACAGUUUUUAUCUUAACGUCUCUUAAGAUGUCGUUCGUGACUUCCGUACGAGAUAAAAGGUCAAAUAAUUUUGGAAGAAUUGUUUCCCCAAACUCUUGUAGUUGCUAUGAAAGCAAUUACUUGCAUUAUCAUUGCUUAUUUUGGGUUAUCGAGUGCAGAUACAAUACCUGAAUUAGCUGAAAAAUUGAAUGGUUUAAAAUUCGUGAAGCUACUAGACGAUGUUGGACUAACUGACAUGUUAUCUGGGUCAGGUCCGUUUACAGUUUUUGUACCCACCGAUAAUGCAUUUGAUGCUUUAGCAAAUGAUGUAUUAAAUAAAAUGACUAAGGACAAGGAGAUGUUAAAGUCUGUACUUUUGUUCCAUAUACUAAGCUGGAAGAUAUAUACCAAGGAGUUAAAUCAUGAGAAAAGGAUACCUACUCUUAAUAAUAACAUGAAAGUUAGAAUCAAUCUGUAUAAUAAGAAAAUAGUAAUAGAUGGAAGUAAAGUUUUACUUGCUGACCAAAACGCAACAAACGGUGUUAUCCAUGUCAUUGACAAGGUCCUUGUACCGUUACCAAGUCAAAACAUGCUACAGUACCUAGCCAGCAAUGGCGAGUUUUAUAAAUUCAUCCAUUCGUUUGUGAAGGUCAAACUAGAACGAAAAUUAAUAGAUGGGCCUUACACAUUAUUUGCACCAACAGAUGCAGCUUUUGAACAAUUCCCUCCAUACCUUUUGAUUAAAUUAGUUAGUGAUGACAAAAAACUUUCAGAUACUUUAAAUUAUCACUUGCUGAAAGGAACUUUAUACACUGCUGGUUUGACGAAUGGAAUGGUACUGCCAACAGUAGAAGGCAGAUCUCUAAAUAUCACAAUGAAUCCAGAUAAGUUGGUGGUAAAUGACUGUAAAAUAACAACAGCGGAUAUUUCAGUUGUCAAUGGAGUAAUCCAUGUAAUUGACACUGUUUUGUUGCCGCCUGUGGUAGGCUGAAAACUGUCAAGGGCUGGAUAUAUAAGUGCCGUCUUCUACUUCCUUGGUAGAGGCCGUUAUAAUAUUUUGAAUUUACUGUCGGGUUAAUGAUGGUAUAAAAUUGAAAACAAUGGACAAUUUAUUCUUGUGAUAAAUACAAAAGAAACUGUAUUCACCCUGUAUAUCGUCUUUGGACAAACAGUUUAUAUUUUCUAGAUAAAAAAACUAGUGUACAACAAUCACGUAAUUUAUGUUUAACGAAAUGUUAUAUGACGAACUUUUCUUUUUAAAAUUAUAUAAAAUCAGAUAAUUUGUAUGUGUGUGUGUGUUGUGUGUGUGUAAGUACAUACUAUUUUUGCAAUACUGUAAACUGCUAUUAUGAACGUCUCUUUGCAUUUAGCAUAAAGAUGUACUUAUCAUAAUACACACAUAUUAUCUU